Hippocampus comes (tiger tail seahorse) is the source of this 799-nucleotide messenger RNA. It is a transcript of the gene jagn1a, whose product is annotated as jagunal homolog 1a. Gene Ontology annotation, biological process: granulocyte colony-stimulating factor signaling pathway; vesicle-mediated transport; endoplasmic reticulum organization. The coding region runs from base 165 to 716 and encodes 183 amino acids. Gene Ontology annotation, cellular component: endoplasmic reticulum membrane. The transcript has 3 exons. Lineage: Eukaryota; Metazoa; Chordata; Actinopteri; Syngnathiformes; Syngnathidae. The record is from RefSeq and is a predicted model, not a curated record.
CAUUUUCCUCGAAUGCAGCAGAAGGACCAGAUGCUGAUGUUGCCGCAAGAGGAAGCAAUGCGCAUGCGUGUAGCUGACGGAAGCUCAUUGAUUCUUGACAUCUUUUGUUCGGUGUCUUUCUCUAAGCAGGCCGACGGAAAACGCAGCCGGUAUCCCACCUCAAUAUGACGUCACGUGUUGGCCACAAACCUGCUGCCUCCAAUGGAAGUGACUUUAAAUUCAGGGAGAAGGCGAAUGCACACUACCAAAUGAGCGCUUCUUUGAAGUCAGAGGUGCGCCGCUUGAAUGUGAUCCAUCUUCUGGUUUGGCUCCUGAUAGCCGCCCAAGUUGCCGUCAGUCACUUCGACCUGCUGUCACACGACACCGUUGCCAUGCCCUACCAGUGGGAGUACCCCUACCUUCUCAGCAUGGUCCCCCUGUUAUGCAGCAGUCUGUCGCUGCCCAAGAACAACAUCAGCUACCUGGUCUUGUCCAUGAUCAGCGCCGGGCUAUUCUCGGUGGCGCCGCUCAUCUAUGGCGGCAUGGAGAUGUUCCCCCUGGCGCAGCAGUUGUAUCGCCACGGCAAAGCCUACCGCUUCAUCUUCGGCUUCUCCGCGGUGACUGUGAUGUAUCUGCUCAUGGUGGUGGCGGUCCAAGUGCACGCGUGGCAGCUGUACUACAUGAAGAAGCUACUGGACUCGUGGUUCAGCGCCACGCAAGAGAAGAAGAAGAAAUGAUUGUAAAAAAAAGAAUUAUUUUUCAAUUACUUUAUUCUACAGGAAUCACAUGUUGGUAUUUAUUCUGGUUAUUUUGUGAUUUU